Exophiala xenobiotica is the source of this 1506-nucleotide messenger RNA. RefSeq lists its product as uncharacterized. Gene Ontology annotation, molecular function: transaminase activity; pyridoxal phosphate binding. The record is from RefSeq and is a predicted model, not a curated record. NCBI's taxonomy places the organism in Eukaryota, Fungi, Ascomycota, Eurotiomycetes, Chaetothyriales, Herpotrichiellaceae. The coding region runs from base 1 to 1506 and encodes 501 amino acids. The transcript is spliced from 3 exons.
AUGCCAAUUGCACUGCCAAACUUGUCCACCGUCCUCGACGAGGCGGUCAAGCACUUCACGGCCUCGCAUCCCAAGAGCAAGACCAUCAACGAUGAGUCCUUGGCUUCAUUGCCUGGAGGCACAACUCGCAAUGUGAUCCACAUGAGACCGUUUCCCGUCGUCCAGGCCCGCGGCGACGGCUCAUAUCUCACUGACGUCGACGGGCACAAGUAUCUCGACCUAUGCGCCGAGUACAGCGCCUGCAUGUUCGGCCACUCUCAUCCGACCAUCAAGAAAGCCAUCCACGACGCCGUCGACACGGGCUUCGCCCUAGGAGCCGUCAACCAGUACGAAGGCCGACUCGCCCGACUCUUCUGCGAACGGUUCAAGACAAUGGAUAAAGUGCGGUUCUCCAACUCAGGCACCGAGACGAAUAUGACGGCCCUCGCGCUCGUCAAGGCGUACACUGGACGAAGCAAGAUCAUCGUCUUUGAGUAUGUUCCCUACCCCACAAUCCACUCAACGCCCCCUUCUUGUGCCCCUGCCUGCCUCCUCUCGCAUCUCCCCUGGGGCGGCUACCACGGCGGCCUCGCGGCAUUCUCCAGCCAAAGCUCGAUGAACAUGAAAUCCAACGGACAAAAGACCAUGAAUGCGCCGCACGACUGGAUCGUCGUGCCCUACAACGACAUCCCGGCCCUGGAAGCCGCCGUGGCACAGCACUCCCCAGACCUAGCCUGCAUCUUCCUCGAACUCAUGCAAGGCUCCUCGGGCUGCACGCCGGCCAACCCCGACUUCGUCAAGGCCUGCCGCUCCCUUGCGACCACCGCCGGCGCAGUCCUGUUCUUCGACGAAGUCAUGACCAGCCGCAUGUCCAUCCACGGCUACCAGCACCUCCUGGCCGUCUAUCCCGACAUGACCAGUCUGGGCAAGUACUUCGCCGGAGGCGGGCAGAACUUCGGUGCCUUCGGCGGCAAAGCCGACAUCAUGAAUAUGCUGGAACCGGGCUAUAACAGUCCCCGCGGCGGUUGCGGCGGCGGCGUGUACCACAGCGGCACGUUCAACAACAACGUCACGACCAUGGCGACCGCGACGGCCGUGCUCGAGCAGCUCUGGACGACGGAAGACGAGGCGACUGACUUAUUUGACAAGGGUGUCUGGCUGCGUGACGAGUUAAACAAGCUCGCCGCCCGGCACAGGGCUCGAAUGUACGUCACGGGCACGGGGAGUUUGAUGGCCGUCCAUUUCACCACUGCUACCAGUGGUCCUAAGGACAAGGACAAGGACGAGGACGAGAACAAAGACGGGCAUAAAUAUGGCAAUACUAGUAAGCAAGGACAUUCAGCGGAAGAUGAGGUUUUGAAAGAGUUGUUCUUUUUCGACAUGCUCCGCAAGGGGUUCUUCCUGGCCAGACGGCUCAUGAUCAGUCUCAUGACCAUCACGUCGAGGGAGGAAUUGCAGACAUUUGUGGAUGCCGUGGACGAGUUCUUGAACGAGCGAGCGGUGUUUGUCGGCGUGGAUUCUGAAUAG